ACAGGCAUUUCACAUCAGUGCACUUAAUAACCUCAAAGAGAAGUGAACUGCUGUAUGCACUGAGCAAAACUUUCAUACAAUGAUGGGAAGAGUGAGGGAAGGGCUUGAAGACUUCUUUUAUGAAUAUGAUACACCUAGGAUGGUGCUAGUGAAGGACAAAAAAGUGGGAGUUACAUUCCGGCUGAUCCAGCUGUGUGUUCUUGUUUACAUUAUCGGGUGGGUAUUCAUCUAUGAGAGAGGCUACCAGUCAGUCGAUGGGAUCAUAAGUUCUGUUUCCAUAAAAAUGAAAGGACUUGCAUACACAAACACCAGUGCAACUGGGCCACGAGUAUUAGACGUGCCUGACUAUGUCUUUCCUUCUCAGGGCGAUACCUCCUUUGUGUUGAUGACCAACUUCAUAAUGACACCCCGACAGAAACAAGACUAUUGCCCUGAGAGUCCAGAUGCAGGUUCAUGUACCAGUGAUGAUAACUGCAGUCCUGGACAGCCUAGAAGAUAUGCAGAUGAUGACAGCACUUUUCCCAUUGCCCAAAACAGCCGUCUAAAUACACCUGGAAGUGUUCCAUCAACAGAAGGAUACAGGACUGGGAGGUGUAUACAAUAUGAUGCAAAGACAAGGAGUUGUGAAAUAUUUGGAUGGUGUCCAGUAGAAAAUGACAGUUGUAUUCCCAAUCCCCCAGUGCUGAAGGAAGCAGAGAACUUUACACUUUUCAUCAAGAACAGCAUCCGAUUCACAAAGUUCAAAGUCACCAGGAGAAAUUUGGUGGAGUCUAUAAAUAACACAUACCUGAAGACAUGCAAUUAUAAUGAGAAGACAGACCCUCUUUGCCCAAUUUUUCGAAUUGGAGACUUGGUAAAGCAGACUGGGCAAGAUUUCACCAAUAUGGCAUUGCAGGGAGGUGUGCUAGGCAUUGUUAUAGACUGGGACUGCAACCUGGACUGGCAAGUGAGGUUCUGCAUACCUACGUAUCAGUUUUAUGGACUUUAUGUGGACAGCAAAGAAAAAGUAUCAGAAGGCUUUAAUUUCAGGUAUGGCAAAUAUUAUGUAGAUGCGAAUGGGACUGAAAGAAGACACCUUUUCAAAGUGUUUGGCAUUCAGCUUGAUAUCAUGGUGCAUGGAAAGGCAGGUAAAUUUGACAUCAUUCCAACAAUGACAACCAUAGGUUCAGGAAUCGGAAUAUUUGGAGUGGCAACAGUUGUAUGUGACUUGCUGCUGCUACACAUACUGCCAAGACGGAAGUACUACAAAUUACGGAAGUUCAAACAUGCCGAGGAGGAGAUGAACGAGCAAAUGACAUCUUCAGAAGACAACCUUGAAGAAAAACAGUCAACGAUACAAAAUGUGAACACUAAUGAUGUUUACAAAACAUCUGCAGGCCUUCACCAUCUGCCCCAGCCAUCAUCAGGCGAAAGUAUGUAGACCAUAUGAUGUUGAAGAUCAAAAUUAAGUGGAUAAUUUGCAGCAGCUAACACUGAAUUUAAAUUGCACUGACAGUCUACAAAUAGUUCUUCCAGAAAAUCAACUGCCUUACGGAAAAUUCUUCCCUGGGAAGUCUGGUUUCUGCUGUUUAAUGAAAUCCCUGCCUGAGGAAAUUUCCAAGCCUGGCAGAAAGCUUCCCUGUGGAUACUUUCAAUAACUCAGGGAACUAAACAGAAAAGAAUUAACUGGAUGCAAAAAAAAAAAAAAAAAACACCUUUUUUCACAUAAAAUAUUUUUUUAAAGUUAAACCAGAUGAAAGGUAGCUUCCAUUUAGAAACAGAAUUCCGAAUUUACUUGCACUUAAAUUUUGUUAGACUUGUUGCUGAUAUGCAUGCAUUAAAGAAAGGGCAGAAAGAUGUCAAAUAUUUGUUUAGAGACCAGUACUUUAGUGUGCUAUGAAGUGUCUGUCAUUACCAUUGGUACACAUGAUGAAAUUGUUUAUUCCAAACUUUCAGCUGCUUGCUAUUUUGUGAAUAUAGUAAUACCGAGGUUGCUGCAUACCUUUGGGAGAACAUCAGUAAGCAUUUCUUCAAUGUAUUUUGUCAGGCACUGAUCCCCUAUCACUGUACACUAGUAUCUACAUCCCAUGCCAAUAUUUUUUGCUGAAUGCAUCCUAUUGAGUACUGUUGUAGAUUUUUUCCCUGUUAUUUCUAAUAAUUUUGUUACACUGUAGCAUUGCACAGUAAAUGAAAUUGCUUUAUUUCAUUUUGUUAAGUUAUAGCUACAGUCUACAAUGGCUGUUACCAUGGGUGAGAUUAGUUGUGUUCUGUUUCUUGUUUGGAAUAUUUGCUUUAGAACUGAUAGGUCCACGAAGAAUUGGACCUUUGAAAUCUUUGUUCUGCACUGAGAUAUUAGUUUGUUUUUGCCUUUACUAGUAAGAAAAAUAUGAAUAAUGCAUGCCAUUUCUACAUCAUUGGCAUAAUACUUUGGUAAUUUUAGUCUAUACCCAUGCAAUGCAGUACACGAAGUACACACAAGAUGUGGAAAUGUGACCCUAAUGCCAAGAAAGAAUAUUCUCAGUUGUACAGGCACACAUUACCAGAACCCUCCAAGGUAAUUCCAAGACUGUGUCAAGUUAUCCACUACACUAUUUCCCAUCAUCCUUUGCAGAUACUGGGUCCUGAAAGCAAUAUUUGUUUUUAGUAUCGAAUGCAGACAGGCUUUAAAAUACAGUCUGUGUACAAUCUUUCUCAGUCUACUGCUUUUUGCUAUUCUUUGAAGCCUUAAAAUGUUUUACAGCAUCAGUUUGGCAAUUAAAAGGACAAAAUGACAGUAGGUUGUGUGUUACUCCCAUUAAAAAUUGCACAUUGAGUUUAGAGACAUAACAUUGUGAUGAAUUUUAGGUAAUGUAAUAGAAUUUUUUUCCUUAUGUCCUCUUUUAAAAUGCUGCCACUGUCUAACAUCUGCCUGUCUACAGCUAGUUACUUCUUACCAAGCUGUCAUUUCUGCUUCUCAAUAGCGGAGUGUGGGAAUGCAGAGAGGAUCUGUAGCCAGACAGAUUAGGGUGGACAUGAGAGGGAUGGCAACAGGAUGUCCCUGAACUGGUGACAAAAAUAAAUGACUACACACUAGACCUCAUUUUCUAUCUGUGCACUGGAUUACAGAUCAUGUAUUUUCCAUAUGUGCCAGCAUACAGAAUUAGGUACUAGUGCUUGUCAUUAUGUUGCACAACAAAGAAUUCUAUAUUGCACAAUGAAACAUUGUAUAUGCAAGCUCUCUUGUGAAAAAUAAAACUGCUUUCUUUGCAUACA
Molecule: messenger RNA, 3231 nt
Organism: Protopterus annectens (West African lungfish)
Lineage: Eukaryota; Metazoa; Chordata; Ceratodontiformes; Protopteridae
Gene: P2RX1
Product: purinergic receptor P2X 1
Exons: 15
Coding region: 80-1420 (446 amino acids)
Biological process (GO): response to ATP; monoatomic cation transmembrane transport
Cellular component (GO): plasma membrane; nuclear inner membrane
Molecular function (GO): extracellularly ATP-gated monoatomic cation channel activity; ATP binding; purinergic nucleotide receptor activity
Source: RefSeq, a predicted model, not a curated record